This is a messenger RNA of Schistosoma guineensis, 1767 nucleotides long. NCBI's taxonomy places the organism in Eukaryota, Metazoa, Platyhelminthes, Trematoda, Strigeidida, Schistosomatidae. The record is from the annotation of a GenBank genome assembly.
AUGUCUGAUGUUAUUGAUGAUAAAUGUGAUGAUGUUAGUCUUAAUAGUAUGUCCUCUAGCCAGCUAAGUACUUCCAGAUUAAAGUUAGAUAAGGCAUUACUGAGGAAAAGGAAUUUAGAGAAGAGACUUGAGUUAGAACGGCAACUUAAGAUGUUAAAUCUACAAGAAGAGGUUGAUAUCGCUGAACUAGAAUGCAAAGCCAUCGAGGACGAUGGACGAUUACCCGUAGAUAAAUGUGGGACAAAUGCUAAAGUGGAAAAUUAUUUGGAUCAUGAUAUUGGGUGUAAUAAUCACUCAGGGAAGGUCUGUGACAUCUCAAAUGUCGAUUGGGUUGAGGAACUGAAGGACACGUUACAUACAAUGGUUAGUAACAUGUCUUUACCUAAGAUCGAUAUGAUGUACUUUGAUGGGCAACCAGGUCAGUAUUACCGUUUCAUUAGUCAGUUUAAUAGCCUUAUAGAGAGUAAAUUGUCAGAUAAGGGCCAAUUGUUGUCGUAUUUGUUAUACUAUUGUAAGGGAAAGGCCAGGACAGCUAUUGAAGCUUGCAUUUCAUUGCCCAUUCAUCUGGGCUACGAUAGAGCUAAACAGAUUUUGUAUGAUUUAUUUGGUAAAGAACAUCUUGUUGCACGAGAACUUAUUAUUGAGUUAUUAAACCAUAAAUCUGUCGGAGGAUCAGCUGACUUAUUAACUGACUUUGCGAUUAAAUUGCGUAAUGUAUGUAUAACGUUGAUGGAAAUGGGAUACAUGUCUGACGUUAAUUCUACGGCUAAUUUGGAGGUAAUAGUUUCAUGUCUACCACUAGAAUUGCAGAAUAAGUGGGUGGAAGUCGCCGAUAAAAUCAUGAUGCAUGGGAAGGAGCCGAGCUUCGAAGAAUUUGUGGUCUUUGUAGAAGAGAGGGCCAGAAUUGCCCGAACCCGUUAUGGUAGAUUAGUACAGUGUAACUCAAGGUUCGGUAAAAGGAAUCCUGAAGGCCAAGCUGAUAAGAGAUCACGCUUUCAUGCAAUCAGACGAGACCCAAAUAACUCAGUCAAGGUAACACGUUGUGAAAUCUGCGUAGGUGAUCAUGAGGCGACAGAUUGUCCAAGGUUGGCAAAAAUGAAAGUAAAAGAAAGGAGGCAGGAGGUAAGAAAACGUGGUCUAUGUUACUUAUGUUUAAGGAAAGGUCACAUAGCUAUGACAUGCAACUCAGGCAUCAAGUGCGACGUUGAGAAUUGCAAGGUUGGGCAUAAUUCAUUAUUGCAUAUUGAUAGUAUUGAUAACCAUGUGGUGAACCUAAAUAAGGAUUGGAACUCCUCAAAGGUUUGUUUGGGGAUCGUUCCAGUCAGACUAUACGGUCCCAAAGGAUGUUUGGAAACAUAUGCACUUUUAGAUAGUGGUUCGGACACUUCUCUUGUAUGUGAAGAAUUAAUUAAUCAGUUGGGUAUCAAAGGUAAAGAGACUUCGAUAAGGGUGGCGACUGUGAACGGAACUACCAAUUGUGAUUGUUUGGAGGUAAAUUUAGAGGUAUUUUCAUUAGAUGAACAGGGUUCUAUAAGGAUCAACAAGGUUUACACGACCAAGAAACUUCCAAUCGAUCAUGCAACACCUUUAACCGAACUCCAACUGAAACGGUGGAAUCAUCUAAAGGACAUAACCCUUCCGAGGUUGCAAAGUAAUUUUGUAGGAAUAUUGAUUGGGUGUGAUGCUCCGGAUGCUCAUUGGGUCCUAGAACAACGUAUGGGGACAGGAAGCAUCCGUUUGCUGUGCGUACUCAUCUUGGUUGGAUGA